UUAAUCAGUAUUACAUCCCAUCCAUGGGGUUUAGUAUCUUCUACUUCUCUCACAGUUUCUAACUUUUACACUUUGUUUUACCUGCCUUAUCGGAUAUGAAUCUGUUUCCCCUAAAGAAAAUACAAUGUUUAUCAAACUAACUAUCUUCCAGUCUGAAUUAGUUCAUAUCUGAACAAGUCUUUUCGGGGGGGGGGUCAUAGAUAAAGUGUCGUCCCGGUUUACCAAACGUUAUUGUGGUAUUUGACAGCUUGGGACGGUCCGGUAGGACAGAAACAGCGGUUCGGUUAACGGGAGGAAGCUGGACCGAGAGGAAGAGGAAUCAAAUCCACUUUGUUCCGUUCAAAACCGACUGAGGGAAAAACAACCGUUAGCUAGUUAGCUAACUCCUGGAAAAGUUUUUUUAUGGCGGAUGGGAUGAAAGCACGGCUACAAAGAUUCAAUUUAUUCAAUGUCAAGACAGAGACAAAAGCUGUCCCUGAGAUCAUCAGUAAGCUGCGUCAGGCUGGGAAGAGCUCGGCGCGCAACGAUGACCUCGCGGCUCCUAAACCCGCCGCCUCUUCCUCAGAAGACUGUGCGUCCUCGUCGUCCUCGGCCAGCGCGUUCACGAAGAGGUUCGAGGUCCUGUUCUGCGGAAGAGUGACCGUCGCUCACAAGAAAGCCCCGCCCGCCUUGAUUGACGAGUGCAUCGAGAAAUUCAGCCAAUCCAUAGGCUCCGGGGAGGUCCUAAACCAGAAAGUGGCGGCGGAUUGGUAGACGGGCUGCUGAGAGCUCUGACUUUACCUACGCUAAAAAUGAACGGAGGAAUUGGGGAUGGAGGUUUCGGGGGAGGAGGCUACAGUGGUGGGAGGCCGGUGGUGUUCAAAUCGGACCCCAGUUUCCCCUGCCUCCGGGCCCUGGAUGAGAACGGCCUGUCACCUGAUCUACACACACACACCGCUGGAGUACAGCCCACCAGCCUGCAGGGGAACAGGACCAUGCUGUUCAUGGUGGGUCGGUCUCAGAUCUUCCUGGUCAGUCCAGACACUAAGAAGGUUUCCAUAGAGAAGUGCUUCAGGGAAAUAUCUUUCUGCUCACAGGGUAUACAUCAUGUGGAUCACUUUGGGUUCAUCUGUAGAGAAACAGUAGAAGGAGGGAGCUGUACGUUCGUCUGCUAUGUCUUCCAGUGUACUGAUGAAUCCCUGGUGGAUGAGAUCAUGUUGACUUUAAAGCAGGCGUUCUCUGUGGCCGCCCUGCAGCAGAGUGAGAGGACCAGGAGCCAGCAGUGUGCCAGUUGCCCCAUGCAGCAGCUGAACAGGCUGUGUGAGAGGAUAGAAGGUCUCCACCCGUCCAAAGCCAAGCUGGAGUUUCAGAAACAUCUGGCCACGCUGGACAACCAGGAACAAGCUGAUGUGUUUGAGAACACUGUGAGGGCCAGUCCUAAGAGUGACCAGGAGGAGAAUGAAUUGGUGAUGGGGUCUUUGAGGAGUCUGUAUGAAGAGAAACAGAGGAGUCAUCAACACACAGAUCACGGACCGGUACCAGAGGCUCCAGGCCCAGUAGAGGUCCAGUCCAGUAGCAGACAGAGAUUAGAGCAGUUUAAAACCAGAGCUAAACGCUCCCUCACAGAGUCUCUGGAGGGGAUCUGGAAGGGAAGUAGCAAAGCCAGGACUCAGAGAGAGAACGGAGACGGAAACAUCAGUUCAUCAAACUCCACACUGAACUCUACUGGACAGGACCCCUCCCUAGAAGACCCCCUCCCCUCCUCCAAUCCUUUGCGGUCUCACAACUCUACAGGGGACCUGAAACGUCUGGACAGCUCUCCUCUCUCCGGCUCUCCUUCCUUCUCGUCCCUCUCUCUGUCUUCCGGGGACACGCUGUCCCAGCGACACGGGUUCAGGCGGCGUGCAAGCACCUUCAGCCACUCCCCUUCCUACCACGAUCACUCUCCCUCCUACCCUGACGACACCCCCUCAUAUACACACACACCCCAGGUCCCCAGCGGCUCCACCAAGCCCAAACUGGUCCGGCAUUACUCCGUCAGCACCGACACGCCGCACCAGAGCAAUGACGUAGCAGCCCUGUCCAGUCCGGUAGCUGUGUGUGUGGUAGGAGACAGUCCUCUACGGAGACACUCCUGGAGACAACAGAUCUUCCUACGUGUCGCUACACCCCCAGAAAAACACGGACAGCAAUGGGGUGCCUGUCCCAUAGACGGUAGGGGCGUGUCUGCGUGCAGCGUUGCAGACGUAGACGGACCGCUGGGCGUCGUUCGGAGGAGAGGAAGAAGCGGCCGAGCAGAACUGAGAGAACUGUGGAGGAAGGCCGUCCUGCAGCAGAUACUACUACUGAGGAUGGAGAGAGAAAACAACAAUAUACAGGCGUCGGAGAGUAAGCGCUUACGUCUGGACUAUGAAGAGAUAACUCCAUGUCUGAAGGAGGUCACGCUGGUCUGGGAGAGCAUGCUGGGAACACAGGCCAGGUCGAAGGUCAAGGUCAACACCGACACCGUCCACGCUGCUGUCGGACAGGGAGUUCCCAGGCAGUACAGAGGAGAGGUGUGGAAGUUCCUAUCAGAGCAGUUUCUGUUGAGCCAAUCGGUUCCUGUCAGACCUCCAGCCAAUAACAGGCCUUAUAAAGAACUGCUGAAACAGCUGACCUCGCAACAGCACGCUAUCCUGAUAGACCUGGGUCGUACCUUUCCUACCCAUCCUUAUUUCCAGGCCCAGUUGGGUUCUGGUCAGCUGUCUCUCUAUAACAUCCUGAAGGCCUACUCUCUACUGGACCCGGAGGUGGGAUACUGUCAGGGUCUCAGCUUCAUAGCAGGAGUGUUGUUGUUACACAUGGGAGAGGAGGAGGCCUUCAACAUGCUCAAGUUCCUCAUGUACCAUAUGGGGCUUCGCAAGCAGUACAGACCAGACAUGAUUAUACUGCAGAUUCAGAUGUACCAGCUGUCCCGUCUCCUCCAUGACUACCACAGAGAUCUGUACGUCCAUCUGGAACAACAUGAGAUUGGACCUUCUCUCUACGCCGCUCCCUGGUUCCUCACUGCCUUCGCCUCUCACUUCCCUCUAGGCUUCGUAGCCAGGGUGUUUGACAUGUUGUUUCUCCAGGGGUCGGAGGUGAUCUUCAAGGUGUCCCUAAGUCUUCUGGGUAGUCACAAGCCCUUGAUCCUACAGCACGACAGUCUGGAGUCUAUAGUGGACUUCAUCAAGACGACAUUACCGAACCUGGGACUGGUCCAGAUGGAGAAGACCAUCAACCAGGUGUGUGAGAUGGACCUGUCCAAACAGCUGCAGGCGUACGAGGUGGAGUACCGCGUCUUACAGGACGAGCUGUGUGACACGCCCGCUCACCUCAACCAAUCGCAGCGCACCGCCCAGCUGGAACGCACCAAUCAGAGUCUCCGACAGCAAAACCUCGACCUGCUGGAAGAACUGCAGGUGUCCCAGGCUCGUGUGUGUCGCCUGGACGUGCAGGUGGAGGGGCUGGCCCAAUCAGAGGCUCUGCUGAGAGAACAGGUGUUCCGAUUGGAGGAGGAGAGGAAUGGACUGCGUGACGCUGUCACACACCUACACACACUCCUCACCGCGCCGGGAAUACACACACACACACUCCUCACCGCGCCGGGAAUACACACACACACACUCCUCACCGCGCCGGGAAUACACACACACACAACGCUAGGAGACUUCAACCUGGACACGCACACACACUCCGCUGCCGACGGACAGGCAGACGGACAGGGAGACGGGCAGGGAGACGGGCAGGGAGAUGGGCAGGGAGACGGGCAGGGAGACGGACAGGGAGACGGACAGGGAGACGGACAGGGAGACGGGCAGGGAGACGGGCAGGGAGACGGACAGGGAGACGGACAGGGAGACGGGCAGGGAGACGGGCAGGGAGACGGACAGGCAGACGGACAGAGAGUGGAUGUCCCCGCCAGAGAGGGGCAAAGGCUGGGUAACGUACCCCAGAGAGAGGGGCCCAGACUGGGGCAAGGGACAGCGACGUCCUCCCCUCUACUCCCUCAUCCACUGGCUCUAUCAGAACACUGAUGAGUCUCCCAGAGGGCUCUUCUCCUGGUCUAAACUGUAGAAAUGAGGGAUUUCUCUGAUUCUUCUCUGGGCCUUUUUCUCCACACAGCCGUCCUAUACAGUUGUUAUUGCAGCUGGAUGUGUGUGUCUCUGUGUGUGUGUGUGUGUGUGUGUGUGUGUGGAAAUGUGUUUAUUGCACUGUCCUGGCCAUAGGAAACAUUUUUUAUACACUAUAUAUAUGCAACAACAUCAACAACAACAAAAAAGUGGUCUAAGGCACUGCAUCUCCGUUGCGAAGAGGUGUCACUACAGUCCCUGGUUCGAAUCCAGGCUGUAUCACAUCCGGCUGUGAUUGGGAGUCCCAUAGGGGGGGGCAUGAUUUGGCCGAGCGUCGUCCUGGUUUGGCCGUUAUUGUAAAUAAGAAUGUGUUCUUAACUGACUUGCCUUGUUAAAUAAAGAGUCACAACAACCAAAGAUACUGUCAUGACAACUACAGUACAGCCAAAGCCCUGGACUCCAGCCCCCAUGAUGCCGAGAGAGAGAGAGAGAGAGAGAGAGAGAGAGAGAGAGAGAGAGAGAGAGAGAGAGAGAGAGAGAGAGAGAGAGAGAGAGAGAGAGAGAGAGAG
Salmo salar (Atlantic salmon) is the source of this 4639-nucleotide messenger RNA. The record is from RefSeq and is a predicted model, not a curated record. Lineage: Eukaryota; Metazoa; Chordata; Actinopteri; Salmoniformes; Salmonidae.